Mobula hypostoma (lesser devil ray) is the source of this 31258-nucleotide messenger RNA. RefSeq names its product KICSTOR subunit 2 (gene kics2). NCBI's taxonomy places the organism in Eukaryota, Metazoa, Chordata, Chondrichthyes, Myliobatiformes, Myliobatidae. The record is from RefSeq and is a predicted model, not a curated record. The transcript is spliced from 3 exons. The coding region runs from base 326 to 1810 and encodes 494 amino acids. Gene Ontology annotation, biological process: cellular response to glucose starvation; cellular response to amino acid starvation; protein localization to lysosome. Gene Ontology annotation, cellular component: KICSTOR complex.
ACUUGGUGACUAAAAUUGAAGCAGAACCAAUUGUUAAUGGGUGACACUGGAGCAGACCUCUUCCCCUUUGCCCCUGCAAUAACUCUUCUUUACCCUUCCAUUUUCCCACUGUUUUCCCCUUGCUCCUUCAAACCUCCAUAGCUUGUAUUCCCUUUCCGCCUUUUCCCAUUCUCCUUCGUUUUUUCUACACUCUCCCGUUCCUCUUCCCACUUGCCUUUGCUUCAUUCCUUCUGCCCUCCACAAUCUCCUCUCUUUCUUCUUUUCCUUCUUUGCCCCAUCUCAUCUUCUUUUUGCCACUUACACAAACCUCCCAUUCCUCUCCCAAAUGCCCCUUGCUUCCACUACUACUCAUUCCCCUCUCGUUUGCCCCUCCCAUUGUCCCUUCGCUACACCCCACCGUCCAGCGACCGCCGUCAUUCGGCUCCGCCCGCGCCCUGCUUCCGUCCCCGGCGACCGCGGGAUGAGCGAGUCCGAGGCCUCGGCCCCGGCCCCGGCCCCGGUGCCGCAAGAGCAGGCGGUGCUGGAGACCUUCUUCUCGCAGCUCGGCGUCUUCUCACACGACCGCGCCAAGGAUUACGUGGAGCGGGAGAAGGAGAGCAGCAAGAGUGCGGGCCCGAGCUGGGGCGCCCUGCUGACGGCCCUCGGGCACCUGGCGGCCGCCGAGAAGGCCUAUCAAAGCAUGGGCUUCCUGGGCCAGAAACUAGGCGGGCAAUCAUUCUUCAGUCGGAAGGAUUCCAUUCGAAAUAUCUACACCAGCAUCCAAAAUGAACUGCGCAAGCUGGUCGCUUUUGGGAAGGGUUCGACGGCUAGCAACUCAUCCCACCUGGAUGUGCUUCUCUGCCACCUCUCUGAGCAGCUCUGUGAUUUCAUCCAGGCCCGAAUGGAAAUUGCCGAGUUCUACGAGAAAAUAUACUCUCUCAGCACACAGAAGUCCAUCCAUUCCAUGGAGUUGGUGGACACACUGGAAUCUAUCGUACAGAAGUAUAGCUCCAGGUUCCAUCACCCAAUCCUGAGCCCUCUGGAAAGCUGCUUCCAUCUGGAGGUGGAUGUGCUCAGCCAGCUGCUGAAGGCUCAGGCCGAGAUCAGCGAAUGGAGGUUUCUCCCUUCUCUGCUCAACUUGCACGGCGCCCACUCCAAACUGCAGAGCUGGGGCCAGAUGUUUGAGAAGCAGCGAGAGACCAGGAAGCACCUGUUUGGGGGCCAGACCCAGAAGGCCCUCCAGCCACCUCACCUCUUCCAGUGGCUGGCCAGGCUGAAGAACGCUCUCUUGGCCAAAUUCAGCUUCUACUUUCAUGAGGCCCUGAGCCGCCAGACCACCCCAUCAGAGAUGAAGGCUCUGACCACCAAGACCAACCCCGACUACUGCGGCAAGAUCUCCAGCUUCAUCCGUAAGUACGACGCCCAGAAUGUUUCCCUCAUCUUUGAUAACCGGGGUUCGGAGACCUUCCAGGGGCAUGGCUACCACCACCCCCACUCAUACAGAGAAGCCCCUAAGGGAGUGGAUCAGUACCCAGCAGUAGUCUCUCUGCCCAGUGAUCGGCCUUUGAUUCAUUGGCCCAGUGUCAUCAUGAUCAUGACAGACAGUGCAAUGGAGCUCAACACUUUGGAAAAAGUGGUCCAUUUCUAUGACGACAAGGUCCAGAGCACCUACUUCCUCACGCGCCCUGAACCACAGUUCACCCUUGUGGUGAUCUUCGACUCCAGGAAGUCAGAGAAGGAUUCCCACUUUCUCUCUUUCCUCAACGAGCUCUCCGGCUCCUUGAAGAACAGCAAGCCAUUUGCCAGUUUGAAACCCGGUUCAAAGGGCUGAUGCCAAUACCAUGUCGGACAGUGACUCACUACUGUGCAUUACAGAACCAAUGACAUUUGUAUGAAGAACUUCGGAUGUGGAUGUUCGAUCUGCACUCAGCUAGGAAAUGCAGACCUUUUGCCAAGUACGGUUGCUGCCGUUUCAUUCUAAUACUCACUGACAUAAUGAUUCCAUUUUCCCUAGUAACUUAUAACUGUGAAAUAAAAAAACAACUCAACUCUUUGCAAAGCAUGAGGUUUAAUCCGAGGUGUUAUUUGAAAAUGAAAGGAUACGUUUACAAUGCAUUUAAAUACAGAGGAGGAAACAACGGAUGCUGCUUGAUCCACCGAGUUCUUCCAGAUGAUUAUUUGUUGUUUGCCAUUGCAAGCAUGCAAGGAAUUGAAACAGAAACCAGUCCCUUGAGCCUGCCUCUUCUUUCAGCCAGGUAUUCACUGCCAUUGACAACUUCUCUCUGACUUCUCCCUCAUGAUCCAUCUGUCUGUGAAGUUCUUUUCUGAGUAAUAACUUGUACACUUUGGUUUGGAAUAGAGCAUCCAAGUUGUUAAGAGAGCAUAUAGUUUGUUGCCCUUCAUUAGUCAGGGGAUUGAUUUCAAAAGCUGUUAGGUGAUUUUGCUGCUCCAAGAAUCCCUAGAUAUACCACGCUGUGUUCCGUUCUGGUCACAUCAUUAUAGGAAGGGGCUUUGGAGAGGGUGCUGAGGAGAUUUACCAGGAUGCUAUGUGGACUAGAGAGCACGUCUUAUGAGGAUAGGUUGAGCGAGCUAGGACUUUUCUCUUUAGAGAGAAAGAGGAUGAACAGUGACUUGAUGGAGAUGCACAGAGAGUAAGAGGCACAGAUAGAGUGGACAGCCAGAGAGUUUUUCCCAGGGCAAAAAUGGUUAAUACUUGGGGUACAUUGGAGCCCUAUUAAGGUGACUGGAGGAAAGUAUGGGAAGAUGGCUCAGGUAGUUAUUUUUUACACAGAGAGUUGUGAAUGCAUGGAAUGUGCUGCCCUGCCAGGGAUGGUGAAAGAGACAGAUACAGGGCAGGGGUUCCCCAUCUUUUUAUGCCAUGGAUCCUUACCAUUAACUGAAUGUACUAUGCUGUAAUGUUCUGUUUUUACUCCGAGCUUUUCCAGCCCAAGGGAACGUUCUCUGCCCCUCAACUCCUUUUAGAAUCUUCACUAUUUCAUUGAGGACACCUGUCAUUCUUCUAAACUAUCAGCAGCGUCAUAGUUCAGCCUCGUAUAGAGCAUAUGUUGACAGAGGUCAUGGGGAAGGGUCACAAGAGAAAUCUGUUGGAAACUGAAAUUCAAACGUAUUUUGAGCCUACGGACAGUUGUUUUAAUACUUGACCCAAAUCUGGCAGUGUAUAUUCAGUAUCAUUAGACUUGAGUCAGGUAUCUGGGGUCUUAGCGAAGCACUAAGCCUUAGAACAGUUAUUUAUAAAGAGUUGGCCAAACCCAUCAUGACCCAAAGUGUAUCCUAUUGGUCUUGUAUCAGAUAAUGUGCCUCUUAUUUGAUAGUGUGCUAAUGGAUAGGUAACUAGCGUGAUGCAACUGGAAACACAUAGGAUUCUGCAGAUGCUGGAAAUCCAGAGCAACACUCACAAAAUGCUGGAGGAACUCAGCAGAUCAGGCAUCAUCUAUGGAGAGGAAUAAAUAUCCAAUAUUUCAUGAUAAAACUCUUCAUGAGUCCAGGAAAGAUAGGUAGGGAGGGGAAAGGACUACAAGUUUGAAGGUGUUAGGUGAGACCAAGUGGGAGAGAAGGUGAGUGGGUGGGAGAGAGGUGAUGUAGUGAGAAGCUGGGAGGUGACAAGAGGAAGAGGUAAAGCAUUGAAGAAGAAGAAAUCUGAUAGGAGAGGACAGUGGACCAUGGAUGAAAGGGAAGGAGGAGGGGUGCCAAAGGGAAGUGAUGGGCAGGUGAGGAGAAGAGAAGUGGUGAAGGGUGAUCAGGUAACCAGAAUGGGGAAUGGAUAAAGAGAGAAGGGGCUGGGGUGGAGAAGUUACCAGAAGUUAGAGAAAUCAAUGUUCAUGUUGUCAGGUUAGAGGCUAUCCAGACAGAAUAUGAGGUGUUGCUCCUCCAACUUGAGUGUGUCCUCAUCAUAGCAGUAGAGGAAGCCAUGGACAUAUGUGUUAGAACAUAGAACAUAGAACAGUACAGCACAGCACAGUACAGGGCCUUCGGCCCACAAUGUUAUGCCGACCCUUAAACCCCGCCUCCCAUAUAACUGCCCCCCCACCUUAAAUGCCUCCAUAUACCUGUCUAGUAGUCUCUCAAAUUUCACUAGUGUAUCUGCCUCCACCACUGACUCAGGCAGUGCAUUCCAUGCACCAACCACUCUCUGAGUAAAAAACCUUCCUCUAAUAUCCCCCGUGAACUUCCCACCCCUUACCUUAAAGCCAUGUCCCCUUGUAUUGAGCAGUGGUGUCCUGGGGAAGAGGCGCUGGCUGUCCACUCUAUCUGUUCAUCUUAAUAUCUUGUAUACCUCUAUCACGUCUCCUCUCAACCUCCUUUUCUCCAGAGAGCAAAGCCCUAGCUUCCUUAAUCUCUGAUCAUAAUGCAUACUCUCUAAACCAGGCAGCAUCCUGGUAAAUCUCCUCUGCACUCUUUCCAGUGCUUCCACAUCCUUCCUAUAGUGAGGCGACCAGAACUGGACACAGUACUCCAAGUUCUGCAUCAUUACCCUGCGACUCUUAAACUCUAUCCCUCGACUUAUGAAAGCUAACACUCUAUAAGCUUUCUUAACUACCCUAUCUACCUGUGAGCAACUUUCAGGGAUCUGUGGACAUGUACCCCCAGAUCCCUCUGCUCCUCCACACUUCCAAGUAUCCUGCCAUUUACUUUGUACUCUGCCUUGGAGUUUGUCCUUCCAAAGUGUACCACUUCAUACUUCUCCAUGUUGAACUCCAUCUGCCACUUCUCAGCCCACUUCUGCAUCUUAUCAAUGUCUCUCUGCAAUCUUCGACAAUCCUCUACACUAUCCACAACACCACCAACCUUUGUGUCAUCUGCAAAUUUGCCAACCCACCCUUCUACCCGCACAUCCAGGUUGUUAAUAAAAAUCAUGAAAAGUAGAGGUCCCAGGACCUACCCUUGUGGGACACCACUAGUCACAACCCUCCAAUCUGAAUGUACUCCCUCCACCAUGGCCCUUUGCUUUCUGCAAGCAAGCCAAUUCUGAAUCCAUUUGGCCGAACUUCCCUGGAUCCCAAGCAUUCUUCAAAUCCUUCCACCUCCUUCAUUCUUCAGUCCUGACAAAGGGUUCCGGCCAGAAACGUCGACUCAUCAUUUCCACUGAUGCUGCCCGACCUGCUGAGUUUAUCCAGCGUACUGUAGGUGUUGCCUUGAUCAAAGCAUCUGCAGAUUAUUUUGUGUUUCUCAUGCCUUCUGACUUUCUGAAUAAGCCUACCGUGUGGAACCUUGUCAAAUGCCUUACUAAAAUCCAUGUAGAUCACAUCCGCUGCACUACCUUCGUCUAUAUGCCUGGUCACCACCUCAAAGAACUCUAUCAGGCUUGUUAGACAUGAUCUGCCCUUCACAAAGCCAUGCUAACUGUCCCUGAUCAGACCAUGAUUCUCUAAAUGCCCAUAGAUCCUAUCUCCAAGAACCUUUUCCAACAGCUUUCCCACAGACGUAAGGCUCACUGGUCUGUAAUUACCCGGACUAUCUCUACUACCUUUUUUGAACAAAGGGACAACAUUUGCCUCCCUUCAAUCCUCCGGUACCAUUCCUGUGGACAACAAGGACAUAAAGAUCCUAGCCAGAGGCUCAGCAAUCUCUUCCCUUGCCUCGUGGAGCAGCCUGGAGAAUAUUCUGUCAGGCCCUGGGGACUUAUCUGUCCUAAUGUAUUUUAUCAACUCCAACACCUCCUCUCCUUUAAUAUCAACAUGCUCCAGAACAUCAACUUCACGCAUAUUGUCCUCACCGUCAUCAAGUUCCCUCUCAUUGGUGAAUACUGAAGAGAAGUAUUCAUUGAGGACCUCGCUUACUUCCACAGCCUCCUGGCACAUCUUCCCAUCUUUAUCUCUAAUCGGUCCUUUCUUCACUCCUGCCAUCCUUUUGUUCUUCACAUAAUUGAAGAAUGCCUUGGGGUUUUCCUUUACCCUACUCGCCAAGGCCUUCUCAUGCCCCCUUCUUGCUCUCCUCAGCCCCUUCUUAAGCUCCUUUCUUGCUACCCUAUAUUCCUCAAUAGACCCAUCUGAUCCUUGCUUCCUAAACCUCAUGUACGCUGCCUUCUUCCACCUGACUAGAUUCUCCACCUCACUUGUCACCCAUGGUUCCUUCACCCUACCAUUCUUUAUCUUCCUCACCGGGACAAAUUUAUCCCUAACAUCCUGCAAGAGAUCCCUAAACAUCGACCAGAUGUCCAUAGUACAUUUCCCUGCAAAAACAUCAUCCCAAUUCACACCUGCAAGUUCUUGCCUUAUAGCCUCAUAAUUUGCCCUUCCCCAAUUAAAAAUUUUCCUGUCCUCUCUGAUUCUGUCCUUUUCCAUGAUAAUGUUAAAGGCCAGGGAGCGGUGGUAUUGGAAUGAGAAUUGGGGAGUGAUGCAAAUGCACAAGUUGUGGAGAGCUGAGAUGACUCCAUGCUUCAAGAUUUCAAAAUCAGUAAUUCUGAAUUCAAGCGUCCUCCAGAAACCAAAGUACACAAAUCGACUUGGUGAGGGAUUGAAACAGCAAAGUGCUAGAGAUACUCGGCUAGUCAGGUGGCAUCUGUAGAGAGAAAAGUUUGCGGAAUCUCCAGCAUUUUUAAAAAUUUCAGAUUGUUAUCAUUGCAGUUUUAUUUGCUUUUUUAUAGUCUGAAGGAUUUCUGCAUAGUUAGAGUGAUGUUAAAGCGAGUCUGUCUGCCCACUGCAUUACAUUGAAAUCAACAAGUUGAAUUAUUCCUGGUGUCCUGUCCGCACGUUAGAAAACAGAUUAUUUGCUCUUUGUGAUUUGUUUGUGUUUGCCAGGUGUAAAUUACCUGCUAUAGUUUUUACAUUACAACGUGAAUACAUUUCAAAAAUAGAGAGCUACCUGUGGGAUGGUCUGGAGACAAAAUUCUGGAAUUCAUGGUCCAUCUGACAGCAUAAGUUAGGAGGAAAUAAUUCAUAUUAAAGGGUUCUGAGUGUGAUUAAACUCACACAUAUUUCCUAGAUUCAAACAAUAAUUUGUAUUCAGAGGCUUUAAUUUGUGAAACACCCAGGAACUUUUGCGAAAGAAUAAAUAUCUGAUAAGCGGCAGAUGAGUUGAGGAAACUUUUGGAAUAGUUUGUUAUCACUGACAUACAGUAUGUUGUGAAAUUUGUUUUGUCACAGCAGUACAGUGCAAUAUGUAAAAUAUACUUUAAGAAAAUUAGAAUAUUAAGUUAGUUUAAGUUACAAUGAUAUAUACAGUAUGUAGUGUAAAUUGUGCUAAAUAGUGAGGGAUUGUUCAUGGUUGAUGAGCUGUUCAGGAAUCUGAUGGCAGAGGGGAAGAAGCUGAUGCUGGGGAGUCUAGUGCUUAUGAUGGAUCUGGCCGCGUCUACAGCCCUCUGCAGCUUUUUCCAAUCUUGUACAUUGGAGCCUCCCUAUUAGAUGGGAUGUCUAAGUAAGUGAAGAUUUGACUGAAACAGAUUUAAAGCUGAGCUUACUGGAGAGAAUCCACUUAACACAUUAGAUAGGGAGUGAGGCACAUUUGACAAGUUGAAAGUGUUGGUCACUGAACACAGAAGAAUUAAAAAGAAUAGCAUUGACUUGUGUUUCCAGAGUCACAACAGGCCCAUCGGCACAACUCAUCCACACCAACGAAGUUGCCACCCUGAGCUGGUCUUAUCAGCAUGUGUUUGGCCCAUAUCCUCUCCAAAAGUGCUUGGAACACUGCCAAGGGAAAUCAGUGGAAGCAGAUAACAUGUCAGCAUGGGUUUCCUUACAAAUCUGUUGGAAUUCUUUGAAGAAAUAACAAGUGCCUCCAGCAUUUUUGUUUUUGUUGUGGAUUUCUAGGACAUGCAGUUUAUUUCUCCUCUUGUAUUCCAGGUCUAUUUCAGAUGCAGAUUCAGAUUUAUUUAUCAUGUGUACUUCAAAACAUACUGUGAAAUGCAUUGAUUGUGAUUGCAGAAAUUGGUAGUUAUGUUGCCAUGGAGAGAAAUGUACAAAACCUAUUUCAUUAGGUGCCAAUUUUAAGAUCACAUUAAUUGCAUCUACACUCAGUGGCCACUUUGUUGAGUACCCCCAUACCUAUAAAGUGGGCACUGGAUGUAUAACCCAUUUGCUUCAAAGGUCAAAGUAAAUUUAUUAUCAAAAUACAUAUAUGUCACAGGAAACAAACCCAAGAUUAAUUUUCUCGUGGGCAUACUCAAAAAUACAUAAUAGAAUAAUAACCAUAAUGCGAUCAAUGAAAAACUGCAUCAACUUGGCGUUCAUCCAGAGUAAAAAAAAGUCAACAGACUGUACAAAUAUGAAAAGUAAUAAUUAAUAAUAAAUAUAAUACAUGGCUAAGGAGCUGGUGUAGGAGGGAGGGCAUAAGAUCUUUGGAUCAUUGGGUUCUCUUCCAGGGAAGGUGGGACUUGUACAGAAGGGAUGGUUUGCACCUGAACUGGUGGGGUUUAAACUAGAGUUGCAGGGGGAUGGAAACCAGAGUUCCAGAAGGGUUAGUGGAGAGGUUGUGGAGGCAGAUGUUGGUAAGACCUCGGACAACGUUAGAAAUCAAAAGGUUGAGCAUGGUGCGACAACAUCGAAAAAGGUGAAUACAGGACUGAAGGUGUUGUAUCUGAAUGUGUGCGGUAUACGGAAUAAGGAAGAUGAACUUGCAGCGCAGUUGCAGAUUGGUAGGUAUGGUGUUGUAGGCAUCACCAAAUCUGGUUGAAAGAUUAUAGCAGGGAGCUUUAUGUCCAAGGAUACACACUGUAUCGAAAGGAUAGGCAGGAAGGCAGAGAGGGUGGCAUUGCUCUGUUGGUAAAAAAUUAAAUCAAAUCAUUAGAAAGAGAUGACAUAGGGUCAGAAGGUGUUGAAUCAUUGUGGAUAGGGCAAAGGAACUGCAUGGGUAAGAAGACCCUGAUGGGAGUUGUAUACAGACCCCUAAACUUUGCCUACAAAUUACAAUGGGAGAUAGAAAGUGAAUUGCAAAAGGGCAAUGUUACAAUAGUCAAGGGGCAUUUCAAUAUGCAGGUAGAUUGGGAAAAUCAGGUUGGUGCUGGAUUACAGGAGGGGGAAUUUCUAGAGUGCCUACAAGAUGGCUUUUUAGAGCAACUCAUGGUUGAGCGCAUUAGAGGAUCGCUAUUCUGGAUUGGGUGUUGUGCAAAGAACCAGUAUUAAUUAAGAGAGCUCGAGGUAAAAGAACUCUCGGGGAAAGUAGUCAUUAUAUGGUCGAAUUGGUCCUGAAAUUUGAGAAGGAGAAGCUAAAGCUAAAUGUGUCAGUAUUACACUGGAGUAAAGGGAAUUACAGAGGUACGAGAGAGGAGUUGGCCAGAAUUGAUUGGAAAAGAACACUGGCAGGGAUGAUGGCAGAGCAACAAUGGCUUGAAUUUCUGGAAGCAAUUUGGAAGGCACAGGAUAUAUACAUCCCAAAGAGGAAGAAGUAUUCUAAUGGAAAGAUGACAUAACCGUGGCUAACAAGUGAAGUCAAAGCCAACAUAAAAGCCAAAGAGAGGGCUUAUAAUAGAGCAAAGAUUAUUGGGAAGUUAGAGGAUGGGAAAACUUUUAAAAACCACCAGAAGACAACUAAAAGAGUCAUUAAGAAGGUAAAGAUGGAAUAUGAAAGUAACCUAGCCAAAGUAACGUAGCUAAAGAAGAUACCAAAAGUUUCUUCAGAUACAUGAAGUGUAAAAGAGAAGUGAGAGUGAAUAUUGGACCACUGGUAAACGAUGCUGGAGAGGUAGUAAUGGGAAACAAAAAAACGGCGAACAAACUGAGUAAGUUUAUUUUGCAUCAAUCCCCACUGUGGAAGACACUAGCAGGAUGGUGGAAGUUCCAGGUGUCAGGGGGCAUUAAGUUAUGGUAACUAGAGAGAAGGUUCUUGGGAAACUGAAGGGUUUGAAGGUAGAUAAGUCACCUGGAUCAACAAUCACUAGAUUCCGGGAUGGUUCCGGUAAACUGGAAAAUUACUAAUGCCACUCCACUCUUCAAGAAGGGAGAGAGGCAGAAAGAAGGAAACUAUAGGCCAGUUAGUUUGAUCUCAGUGGCUGGGAAGAUGUUGGAGCUGAUUAUUAAGAAUGAGAUCUCAUUCUUGGAGGCACAUGAUAAAAUAGGUCAUCAAGGGAAAAUCUUGUUUGACAAAUCUGUUGGAAUACUUUGAAGAAGUAACAAGCAGGAUAGCCAAAGGAGAAUCGGUUGAUGUGUACUUGUAUUUUCAGAAGGCCUUUGACGAGGUACCACACAUGAGGCUGCUUAACAAGCUAUGAGCCCGUGGUAUUACAUGAAAGAUUCUAGCAUGAAUAAAGCAAUAGCUGAUUUGCAAGAGGCAAAGAGUGGGAGUAAAGGGAGCAUUUUCUGACUGGCUGCCAGUGCCUAGUGGUGUUCCACAGGGGUCUGUCUUGGGAUCGACUCUUUGAUGUUAUAUGUAAAUGAUUUGGAUGAUGAAAUUGAUGGCUUUGUUGCAAAGUUUGCAUAUGAUAUAAAGAUAGGUGGAGGGGCAGGUAGUUUUGUGGAAGUAGAGGGGUUACAGAAGGACUUAGAUUAGAAUGGGCAAUGGCAGAGGGAUACAGUGUUGGGAACUGUGUGAUCAUGUACUUUUGUAGAAGAAAUGAAAGAAUUGGCUAUUUUCUAAAUGGAAAGAAAAUACAAUCAACUGAGUCGCAAAGGGACUUGGUAGUCCUUCUGCAGGAUUCCCUAAAGGUUAAUUUGCAGUUUGAGUCUGCGGUGAGCAAUGCAAAUGCAAUGUUAUCAUUCAUUUCAAGAGGAUGGGAAUAUAAAAGCAAGGAUGCAGUAUUGAAGCUUUAUAAAGCACUGGUGAGGUCCCACUUGAAGUAUUAUGAGCAGGUUAGGGUCCCUUAUCUUAGAAAGGAAGUGCUGAAACUUGAGAGAGUUCAAAGGAGGUUCACGAAAAUGAUUCCAGGAUUGAAUGGCUUCUCAUACGAGAGCAUCUGAUGGCUGUGGACCUGUAUUUACUGGAAUUCAGAAGAAUGGGGGGUGGCCUCAUUGAAACCUAUCAAAUAAUGGAAAUUACUUGAUAGAGUGGAUGUGGAGAGGAUGUUUCCUAUGGUGGGAGAGAAUAAGACCAGAGGACACAACCUCAGAAUAGAGGGGCAUCCGUUUAAAACGGAGAUGAGGAAUUGCUUUAGCCAGAGGGUGGUGAAGCUGUGGAAUUCUUUGCCACAGGCAGCCGUAGAAGCCUUCUUUAUGUAUUUUUAAGGCAGAGGUUGAUCGAUUCUUGAUUGGUCAGGCAUAAAGGGAUACGGUAAGAAGAUAAGUGAUUGGGGCUGAGAGGAAAAUUGGAUCAGCCAGGAUGAUAUGGUGAAGCAAGCUUGAUGGGCCAAAUGGCCUAAUUCUGCUCCUAUACCUUACGGUCUUAUGGUCUAAAUAAGCAAUAAAUAUUGAGAACAUGAGAUGGAGUCCUUGAAAGAGAAUCCAUGGAUUGAGGGAACAUUUCAGUGAUGGCAAGUGAAAUUGAAUUUGGUUCAUGGGUAAUAACUGUUCUUGAACUUGCUGGUGUCUGUCCUGAGGCUCCUGUACCUUCUUUUUGAUAGCAGCAGCAAGAAGAGAACAUGACCAGGGUGGUGGGGGUCCUGAUGAUGGAUGCUGCUUUCCUGCAACAACUCUUCUUGUAGAUGUGCUCAGUGGUGGGAAGGGCUUUACCUGUGAUGGACUGGGUUGUAUCCAUUACUUAGAACAUAGAAUAGUACAGCACAUUACAGGCCCUUCGGCCCACAAUGUUGUGCCGACCCUCAAAUCCUGCCUCCCAUAUAACCCCCCACCUUAAAUUCCAACAUAUACCUGUCUAGUAGUCUCUUAAACUUCACUAGUGUAUCUGCCUCCACUACUGACUCAGGCAGUGCAUUCCUCUCUGAGUAAAAAACCUUCCUCUAAUAUCCCCUUUGAAAUUCCUACCCCUUACCUUAAAGCCAUGUCCUCUUGUAUUGAGCAGUGGUGCCCUGGGGAAGAGGCGCUGGCUAUCCACUCUGUCUGUUCCUCUUAAUAUCUUGUACACCUCUAUCAUGUUUCCUGUCAUCCUCCUUCUCUCCAAAGAGUAAAGUCCGAGCUCCCUUAAUCUCUGAUCAUAAUCCAUACUCUCUAAACCAGACAGCAUCUGGUAAAUCUCCUCUGUACCCUUUCAAAUGCUUCCACAUCCUUCCUAUAAUGAGGCGACCAGAACGGGACACAGUACUCCAAGUGUGGCCUAACCAGAGUUUUAUAGAGCUGCAUCAUUACCUCGCGACUCUUAAACUCUAUCCCUCAACUAUGAAAGCUAACACCCCAUAAACUUUCUUAACUACCCUAUCUACCUGUGAGGCAACUUUCAGGGAUCUGUGGACAUGUACUCCCAGAUCCCUCUGCUCCUCCACACUACCAAGUAUCCUCCCAUUUACUUUGUACUCUGCCCUGGAGUUUGUCCUUCCAAAGUGUACCACCUCACACUUCUCUGGGUUGAACUCCAUCUGCCACUUCUCAGCCCACUCCUGCAUCCUAUCAAUGUCUCUCUGCAAUCUUUGACAAUUCUCUACACUAUCUACAACCCCACCAACCUUUGUGUCGUCUGCAAACUUGCCAACCCACCCUUCUACCCCCACAUCCAAAUUCUUACUUUUUGUAAGAAUUUCUGUUCAAGGGCAUUGAUGUUUCGAUACCAGGCUGUGAUGUAGCCAGUCAAUAUACUCUCCACCACACAUCUAGAGAAGCUUGUCAAAGUUUUAGAUGUCGUGCUAAAUCUUUGCAAGCUCCUAGGAAGUAGAGGUGCUGCUGUACUUUCUUUGUAAAUGUACUUACUGGACCCAAGACAGGUCUUCUGAAAUGAUAACACCAAGGAAUUUUAAGUUGCUGACCCUUUUCAUCUCUAAUGAGGACUGGCUCAUGGGCUUCUGAUUUCCUCCACCUGAAGUCAAUAAUCAGCUCUUUGGUCCCACUGACAUUGAAUAAGAGGUUGUUGUAGCACCACUCAGCCAGAUUUCAAGGUUGAACAUAUUCAUUCAGAGAUGCUCUUCUGUAUGCUGCUGUUGUAACGUGUGGUUAUUUGAGUUCCUGUCGCCUUCUUGUCAGUUUGAACCAGCAUGGCCAUUCUUCUCUGACCUCUCAUUAACAAGGUGUUUUUGUCCCCCAGAACUGCCACUCACUGGAUGUUUUUGCGUUUUGCACUGUAAACUCUAGGGACUGUUGUGCAUGAAAAUCUCAGGAGAUCAGCAGUUUCUGAAAUAAACCACCUUGACUGGCACCAACAAUAAUUCCAUGGUCAAAGUCACUUAGAUCACAUUUCUUCUCUAUUCUACUGUUUUGUCUGAACAACAACUGAACCUCUUGACCAUGUCUGCAUGCUUUUAUGCAUAGAGUUGCUGCCACUUGAUUGGUUGAUUAGAUAUUUGCAUUAAUGAGCAGGUGCACCUAAUAAAGUGGCCACUACACUUGCAGAACAGCUGAAAGCCACUAGCAUUGCUAAGUGCAUUGUUAUUGAUUAAACAACAACUGUGUUCUGGAAAAUCAAAUUACAUGUAAUAAUCUUGAUAUGCUGAAUUAAUAAAUGUAAUUGGAACCAUUUGAAUGUUGUUUCCAAUCACAUCUUUAAUCUCCAGAAAAUGGUCAUGCAGCAUCUAUGGGGGGGGGGGGGAGGAACAGCAGAUAAAAUUCCACCUUUAAGUCAUGGUUAUUGGCAGGCUGCACCAAAUCUAAAUCUUUAUUCCUUCUCCUGUAUACUUCCCUACACCGUAUUCAAUCAGUCUGUUUCCCUUUAAUCCUGUAGUUUGGCUCUGCUUCACUGGGAAGCAUGUUGGAGGUGGGGUGCCAUAUUGCUGAGAAAAAUAUCGAUGACAUCACACGAGAUUACUUGACACCUUUGUGCACUGUGGUUUUAAAACCGUGACCUUCAUACAGUCAGGCAGCACAGGUAAAAUGGCAACAAGAGAUGCUCCACAGUACUCCUCAAUUAAUGCUAAAGUCUUUGGAAAGGUUGGAAAGGGUCAUGUACAUUGCUUAGUGUUGCUCCUGACUAUUCUGUUAGGCUGGUCACUCAGUGAAGUUCAUGUCCUCCUCUGUAUAUCAGAGCAAUUGCAAUUUGGGAGCUGUUCUUCUGCCUAUGGGGUGUUUGAGAAAGACCUUGGAAAUAACUUGUCCCAUGACUGACAGCAGGGAGGACGUUGUAAGACAUUGAUCAGGCCACAUUUGGAAUAUUGUGAGGAGUUCUGGGCCCCUUAUCUAAGAUAAGACGUGCUGGCAUUGGAGAUGGUCCAGAGGAAGUACACAAGAAUGAUCCUGGGAAUGAAAGGGUUAAUGUAGGAGGAGCAUUUGAUGGCUCCUGCUCUGGAGUUUAGAAGACUGAGGGGAGGGGGAUCUGAUUGAAACCUUCUGAAUAUUGAAAGGCCCAGAGAAUGGAUAUGGAGAGGAUGCUUCCUAUUGUGGAGGAGUUGACCAGGGGGCAUAUUCUCAGAAUACAAGAAUGUCCCUUUAGAACAGAAGUGAUGAGGAAUUUCAUUAGCCAGUGGGAAUUCAUUGCCACAGAUGUCUGUGGAAUCAUUAGGUAUUUGAAGUGGAGGUUGAUAGAUUCUUGAUUAGUAAUGGUGUCAAAGGUUACAGGGAGAAGGCAAGAGAAUAGAGUUGAGAGGGAUAGUAAAUCAGCCUGGAUGGAAUGGCAGAGCAGACUCAAUGAGCUGAAUAACCUAAUUCUGGUCCUAUGUCUUAAAAGAGUUAGUUUUUUUUUAUCACUGACAUGUGUCCUGGAAUUAUUCAACCUGUGUCAUUUCUAAUUCAGAACCAUCUAUAAAGAUAUAUUCCAGAGACAUCAUCUGUAAUUGUACAUGUUUAGAAUCUGUUCACUGAGCAGUAAUAUAUAGGCAUAUAUAAGGAUAGCUUCACACGUAAAGUCUGCAAAACAAAGGUUCUCUAUCAACCUCUCCCUGCAGGACAAUUGUGCCCUUUGACAACAAAGGUCCUUGAUGAAACGCAGACCAGUUCCUGUGUCCUGGGUACUAUCUCUUAGCAAAGGCAGAUAUCAAUGAUGAAAAUCCCUCCAUAGCGCUCGAGGUCUUGUGAUUUCUGCCCUCCUGUAUGGUUCUAAAAUGUGGGUGACCUACAAUAUAGCUCUCAAGACAUCAGAGAGGUACCACCAAAUCUGUUCAAAUUACUUCAAACCCAGUCUUGGGACAUGCGAACCAAAGUGAGUGCCUACUCCCAGGCCAAGUAAAAUCCAAAUUAAAUCCAAUUGUUUGUGAAGGAUAACCUGAGUCAUUCACCCACAUGACACCAGAUUCAAGGGAAGAUUGCUGGGUGGACAGAUGUAAAGAUCCAAGGAUGUUUCAAAACCUGCCUGAGAAAGUGUAACACUCACAUUGAAUCAAGGAAAGCUUGGGCACAUGAUCACUUCAAAUGGGAAAUGAAUGGAACUGAGAAACAUGUCCAUGUUAUAGGAGCACACAGUAACCCAGAGUAAACUACUCCAGUCUGCAGGUCCCAUCAAUCACCUCAGAAAUGGAGUGCAGGCAAAUAAUGCUUGAUCCUGAAGGAAUGCUGAAAAAGUAGAUGGCCAAAUCAAAGGUGCUGACAAAUCUGCAUAUAAGAGGGAGUUUGAAAAUCUCAACAACCUCUUACUCAUUGCUGCCAUCAGAAGUUACUCACACCAGCAGGUUUAGGAGCUCUCAAGCAUCAGGCUCUUGAACCAGAGGGGAUAACAUCACUUAGCUUCUCUUGCCCAUCACUAAAAUGUUGCCACAAUCUAUGGACUCACUUUCAAAGGACUCUGUAUCUCAUGUUCUCAAUAUUUAUUGAUUAUUUCUUUUUUCUUUUGUAUUUGUUGUCUUUUGCACACUGCUAGGUCAUUCAUUGAUUCUAUUAUGGUUGUUGGAUUUACAGAGUAUACCUGCAAGAAAACAGAUCUCGGGGUUGUAUACGGUGACAUGUAUGUGCUUUGAUAAGAAAUUUACUUUGAACUUUGAUCUUAGAAACAGGAUUCAUGCCACUGAUUUGAGGAACUGUGAAAUCAGUAAUUAAUUUAAAUGACAAACACCAGCAAUUUAGUUACAUGGCAAACACCAGCAAACAGGCAAAGAAUCCAACGAGGAAUGCUGGAAGAGAAACAAAGCCAACUAAGAUUGCUACAAUGGCAUUGAAAUUCAUCCUUUCAAGUUGCUGAUUUCAUGGAAUUCUUUUUAAACAACUUAAUACAGAAUCUUGAAAUGGAACUGUACAUGUAAAAGUAAGUGGGCCAGAAUGCCUGACCUACAGACUGGCAGAUACUGUGCUCAGCUCCAGUAUCUUUCCUUUAGCAACAGAUAAGAUGCUGAAGAAACUCAGCAGUUCAGGCAAUAUGUAUGGAGGGGAUUAAACAGUCAGUGUUUCAGGUCUUGUUGGUGCUUACAAAGGUGUACAUUUAUCAUAGAGAAAGUAAGGAGACAUGGGAUCCAAGGGAACAUUGCUUUGUGGAUCCAGAACUGGCUUGCCCACAGAAGGCAAAGAGUGGUUGUAGACGGGUCAUAUUCUGCAUGGAGGUCGGGGACCAGUGGUGUGCCUCAGGGAUCUGUUCCGGGACCCUUAUUCUUCAUGAUUUUUAUAAAUGACCUGGAUGAGGAAGUGGAGGGAUGGGUUAGUAGGUUUGCUGAUGACACAAAGGUUGGAGGUGUUGUGGAUAGUGUGGAGGGCUGUCAGAGGUUAUAGCGAGACAUUGAUAGGAUGCAAAACUGAGUUGAGAAGUGGCAGAUGGGGUUCAACCCAGGUAAGUGUGAAGUGGUUCAUUUUGGUAGGUCAGAUUUAAUGGCAGAAUAUAGUAUUAAUGGUAAGACUCUUGGCAUUGUGGAGGAUCAUAGGGAUCUUGGGGUCCGAGUCCAUAGAACUCUCAAAGCAGCUGUGCAGGUUGACUCUGUGGUUAAGAAGGCAUACGGUGUAUUGACCUUCAUCGAUCAUUGAAUUUAGGAGCCGAGAGGUAAUGUUGCAGCCAUGUAGGACCCUGCUCAGACCCCACUUGGAGUACUGUGCUUGGUUCUGGUCACCUCACCACAGGAGGGAUGUGGAAACCAUAGAAAGGGUGCAGAGGAGAUUUACGAGGAUGUUGCCUGGAUUGGGGAGCAUGCCUUAUGAAAACAGGUUGAGUGAACUCAGCUUUUACUCCUUGGAGCGACGGAGAAUGAGAGGUGACCUGAUAGAGGUAUAUAAGAUGAUGAGAGGCAUUGAUCAUGUGGAUAGUCAGAGGCUUUUUCCCUGGGCUGAAAUGGCUACCACAAGAGGAGACAGGUUUAAGGUGCUUGGGAGUAGGUACAGAGGAGAUGUCAGGGGUAAGUUUUUUACACAGAGAGUGGUGAGUGCUUGGAAUGGGCUGCCGGCAAUGGUGUUUGAGGCGGAUGCCAUAUAACCAUAUAACAAUUACAGCACGGAAACAGGCCAUCUCGUCCCUUCUAGUCCGUGCCAAACUCUUAUUCUCACCUAGUCCCACCGACCUGCACUCAGCCCAUAACCCUCCAUUCCUUUCCUGUCCAUAUAGCUAUCCAAUUUAACUUUAAAUGACAACAUCGAACCUGCCUCGAUAGGGUCUUUUAAGAGACUCCUGGAUAGGUACAUGGAGCUUAGAAAAAUAGAGGGCUGUGGGUAACUCUAGUAAUUCCUAAGGUAGGGACAUGUUUGGCACAACUUUGUGGGCCAAAGGGCCUGUAUUAUGCUAUAGAUUUUCUAUGUCUCUAUGUUUCUAUAGAGGUCCACCGAAAGCCUAAAGUCGAGUUUAUUGUCAUAAACAUAUCGUUCGUCCAUCGUCGUCGUUGAAGACCUCGACACCAUUAGUCACUUUGAGACUGGAUGCAGUGUGACCGAAGAUAACUGGUCAGGCCAAUUCGGGCACGGAAUGGCCUGGCAUAUGUUGGGCAGACGUGUAGGCACUGCAGUUGUUGCGCUGGUGGCUCUGGACUUGCGCAGCUCAUGUUUAUGUUGUGCUUCAGCAAUGUACCUUGCUUCGUAAGCUUGACAGCCCUUGUGGAUAAGGCUGCGCCAGGCAGGGCGGUUUUGUGCCAGCGUUUCCCAGGAGGUCGUGUCUAUGUCAAGCGACUUCAGGGAGGCCUUUAGUGUGUCUUUGUAACGUUUCUUCUGCCCUCUAUGCGAGCGUCUUCCAGCAGACCGAAAAGGAGCUGCUUGGGUAUGCACUCGACUGGUACGCAGAUGAUAUGACCUGCCCACCAGGUCUGUGCUCUCAUCAGCAAUGUAUGACUGAUGGUAGACUUGCUCUAGAAAGAACUUCAGUGUCUGGUACUUUGCCUUGCCAUCUGAUGCCUAAUAUUCUGCGAAGACAAGUCAUAUGGAAAUGGUUGAGCUGUCUUGCAUGCCUUUGAUACAUAGUCCACGUUUCACAGACAUACAGGAGGGUAGUGAGUACCACAGCUCUGUAGACCUUCAGUUUUGUUGCUGGACUGAUUCCUCGGCAUUCCCAUACAGUUUGGGCACAGUCUACUGAAAGCAGAACUUGCCUUUGCUAUUCUGCAGUUAACGUCUGUAUCAAUAGUCACUGCUCGGAAGAGGGUGCUGCAAAGCUAAGUAAACAGGUCAACUGCCUGUAGUUUCUGUCCUUUGAUUGUGAUUUUUGGUUCUGUGUACGGUGCAUGAGGGGCAGGCUGGUGCAUGACUUCAGUCUUUUUGAUGUUAGUGGUGAGUCCAAAGUUGUCACAAGCCGUGGAGAAUUUGCCCAUAUUGACUUGCAUCUCUAGCUCCGAGCCAGUAUAGAGGGCACAGUCAUCGGCAAAAAGGAUUUCUCUCAGAACAGUCUCCUUCACUUUGGUAAUAGCUUGAAGUCUCCUCAGGUUGAAGAGCUUCCCAUCCACUCUGUACUUGAGGCUGAUUCCAGCAUCACUGUCCUGGAAGAUAUCAUUCAGCAAGGCAGUAAACAUCAUGCUGAACAGUGUGGGUGCGAGCACACAACCCUGUUUGACGCCAUUGGUGACUGGGAACGCCUCAGAGGAUUCUCCGCCAUCCAGCACUCUGGCCAUCAUGCCGUCAUGGAACUGGCAUACUAUCUGAAUGAAUCUGGAGGGGCAGCCGAACUUUGACAUGAUCCUCCACAACCCUUGUCAGCAGACAGUGUUGAAGGCUUUCGUGAGGUCAACAAAAGUUGUGUAGAGUUCGCGAUUCUGCUCCUGACACUGCUUCUGAAGUUGGCGCGCGGCAAAAAUCAUGUCAAUAGUCCCACGGCCUUUGCGAAAGCCACACUGUGACUCUGGCAGCAGGCCCAGCUCCAGAUGGGUGACCAGACAAUUUAACAGGACUCUUGCAAGGGUUUUUCCUGCAAUGGAGAGUAGCGAGAUUCCUCGGUGGUUGUCGCAUACCUGUCGAUUGACCUUCCUCUUAUAGAGGUGUACCAUGGAUGCAUUUUUAAGUUCCUGAGGAAUGGAUCCAUGCUUCCAAAAAGACUUCUCUAUAAGUAUAGGACCACUGGCUUUGUAGAUCUCUGCAGGUAUGGCGUCUGCCCCUGGGGCUUUGCCACUGGAUAGCUGGCUGACAGCUUUCGUGACUUAGGCUACUACCGGUGGGUCAUCCAUGGCGCUGUUGAUGUCGACCUAGGGAAUCCUGUCUAUCGCCUCAUCGUUAAUAGAUGACGGUCGGUUGAGGAUGGCUUCAGAGUGUUCAGCCCACCUCUGCAGGAUCUGAGCCUUCUCUGUAAUGAGAGUUGUACCAUCUAUACUCAGGAGGGGGGAGCUCCGGAGAGACUGAGGUCCGUACAGAGUGUUGAGGGCUUCAUAGAAUUGUUUUAAGUCGUUUCUGUCAGCGUAUCCCUGUAUUUCAUCUGCCUUGGCGCUCAGCCAGGCAUCUUGCAUUUUACGCAGUUUAUUCUGGACUGUCCUGCGAGCACUGGUAAAGGCGUUUAUCUUGGCAGCUGAUGAUGGGUCGUUCUGAUGGGCACGAUGAAGGUGGUGCUUUUCAACAAGUAGAGCCUGUAUCUACUCAUCAUUCUCAUCGAACCAGUCAUGCUGCUUGCGGGUAGAGAGCCCUAGCAUCUUCAGUGCAGAUGAAUGGACAGCAUCCCUGAAGUGAUCCCAGUCAUCCACAGCGCUGCCUACAAGGUGUAGGUCAGCAAGCUUGGUUCCUCAAUCUUCAACCAGUGCUGAAGCAAUGCUGGGGUUCUUCAGCCUCGUCACAUUGAUUCUUUUCAUAGCCUUGCUUCCUUGUGUUUGCCUCUUGGGUCUGAUGCAGAGCUUCAUUUUGGAGACAAUGAGCCUGUGAUCUGUCCAGCAGUCAGCACCACACAUGGCCUUGGUCACUGACAUCCUGCCUGUCUUUUCUUCUGACAAUGACAUAGUCGAUAAGAUGCCAAUGCUUAGAGCGGGAGUGCAUCCAGGAGGUCUUGUUAUGGGUAGGCAGGCGGAAAGUUGUGUUGGUGAUGAGCAGGUUGUAUGCUGCACAGGUCUUCAGUAAGAGUAGGCCGUUACUGUUACAUUUGCCCACUCCAUGACUCCCAACGACUCCCUGCCAGGCUGCGGAGUCGCACCCUACUCUUGCAUUGAAGUUGCCGAGCAAGAUCAGCUUGUUGGCACUGCUCACUGCUGAUAGCAGGGCGUCUAGUUCUUCAUAGAACCUGUCUUUAGUUUCUUCCGGGUUGGUCAUUUUGGGGGCAUAGGCGCUGAUCAGGGUGGCUUGACUUCUGUUCUGUAGCGGAAGCUGUAGUGUCAUGAGCCAGUCACUCACACCCUUGGGGAGACUGGCAAGUUUCCGAACAAAGUGACUCCUGACGGUGAAUCCAACUCCAGCAUCACGACGCUCAUCGCUGCCGCGACUGCUCCAGAAAAAAGUGUAUCUGCUCCAGUUUCAGUCAGCUGACCUAUGUUGGCAAGACAAGUCUCCCUCAGGGCUGCUAUGUCAAUGUUGUAGCUUGCAAGCUCUCUGGCAACUAAGGCUGUUCUUCUGUCUGGUCUGUUUGCUGUAGGGUUGUCCAAUAGCGUGCACAUGUUCCAAGUGCCAAUGGUGAGUGGUGUCACCUUGCGUUUCGUUGUGUUUGUUCAACCGCCAAGAUAGGAUCCCCACCAGCUGCGGCAAACUGGCCAGGGUGUAAUGAAGCAGGCUAUGUUUGGGGCACGUUUUCUAUCCCCUUCCUCAUACUACAGGGGUGAGCAGUGCAUUCCUAAAGAGGGCUGCUCAGUCGCCAAGUUAGAUGCCGAGUUUCACUGCUGCUUCGGUCAGUGAAAAACGACCAUUAGACCUGAGCUGCCUGUGUGCAGGUCUGUGACUACAGCUCCCAGUGUAUCCACACCUGCUGCUUCGUCACUCGCCCAUCGCCACAGGACUUCAAAAGUUGAGGAUGAUGAUGACGGUGUCGAGACGAGCGCUUGAUUUGGAUUUAAGUGAGGGAGAGUUGUGCAGGAUCGGCCUCACUCUCUCUUCCCAAUUCCCAUCUGGAUCCAGUGGCAAGACAAGAGUCGAGACGGCUGGAGAUGGGACUAGGUGCAGUGGAUGACCAGGACCUCUUCUGUGUCUUGUCAUGCUCUACACGAUCCACGACACUUGCAGAGACUGCCUUCUUGACCAUUGGACCUUCCAUUGGGCUCGUCCGCUCAAUCCGCCGGAGUCUGUCUUCACAUGCUGGGAGAGACAACUCCCUAUCUCACCGAGGGUUUGAGACCCGUUGGCUACCCUCAUCUGGUUUAGCCGGCUUGUCAAAGCUGUUGCCCGGGGUGUGGCCGCUGUCGCAUGCAAACAGCUACGAGGAGCCACAGGUGAGAGCUGAGUACCAGGUGGGGACCGAAGGUGGACUAACUGCCUUGAAAAGGACGCAACAUGUUCCCCCACCAGAGGUGCUACCCCUCCCUGACACCCCAUACACCCUCAUAAGCACAAAUACAUAGGUGGAAUAACAAACUUAGUUGCAGCAGCAUCAUAGGCACUUUGUAUCACAUGAGCAGCAUUCACAAGAAAAACAUAAAUUAUACACUAGUUUUACAAGAAAGGAUACAAUUCGAACAAGGUCCAUUGUAGUGUCAAUUCAUCAAAGUGGUUAUAGUGUUGUGAUACUGAGGUAGUGGUUAGUGUUGUGGAAAUUGGUUCAGGAAUUGAAUGGUUAACCAUAUAACAAUUACAGCACAGAAACAGGCCAUCUCGGCCCUUCUAGUCCGUGCCGAACUCUUACUCUCACCUAGUCCCACCGACCUGCACUUAGCCCACAACCCUCCAUUCCUUUCCUGUCCAUAUAUUUAUCCAACUUAACUUUAAACGACAACAUCGAACCUGCCUCAACCACUUCUGCUGGAAGCUUGUUCCACACAGCUACCACUCUCUGAGUAAAGAAGUUCCCCCUCAUGUUACCCCGAAACUUUUGCCCUUUAAAUCUCAACUCAUAAGAGAUAAGGUUGAAGAGAAGUAGCUGUUCUUGAAUCUGAUGGUGUGUGACUUCAGGCCUCCUGGCAGCUGCAGGCUGUGAGAAGAUUGCAUGGUCCAGAAAUUGGAGGAUCUCUGAUGAUGGAUUUGGUCUUCUUGAGGUAACACCUCCUGUAGAUGCUACCAAUGGACUGUGCCUGUCAAGAGUCCACUAUUCUCUGCAUUCCUGCACAUUCAAAUUGUUGUAUAAGACCAUAAUUCAAACAGCUGGGACAUGGGAAUUUGCAAAUUCAAUUAUUCUAUUGUCUCUCAUGGUUCAUUGCAGAUACAAUGAGUUCACAUUGUUAGUGCACUGUGUCAGCUAUGUAUUUACUCUGUCAUUCGGCCCAGAGACUGUGCAUUCACUUUGGGGAUCCUAUGGAUUAGAUUCAGAUUUAUUUAGCGCAUAUGCUUUGUAACAUACAGGAUUAGGUAUUCACUUAGUGGCCUAUUCUGUGGUCAACACAUUCACUGACAAUCUGUCACAUGGGCCAUGCACUCACUCUGACAGAAUUAUCAGUAGGCCAUGGAUUCUCUUUAGCUACCCUUCUUUGCCAGCUACUGCAGCCUGAUUUUAUGGGAGAUUGGGGCUGAAAGGAAAAUUGGAUCAGCCAUGAUGAAAUGGCGGAACAGACUCAAUAGGCGAAAUGGCCUAAUUCUGCUCCUGUAUCUUAUGGUCUUAAACUGCCUUUUCCUACAGCUCUCUUUUGGAAAGUGCUAUAGGACUAUUAAAACAAAAACCAUGCCUGUUAAAAAUUUUGUUCCCCCGGGCAGUUAAUAUGAUCAACCAUCCUACUUAGCCCUCUCACCCCUCUGUCUAUUAGCCCCCACACCCCUCUGUCUAUUAGCCCCCUCACUCCUCUGUCUAUUAGCCCCCACACCCCUCUGUCUAUUAGCCCCACACCCCUCUGUCUAUUAGUCCCUCAUCCUUUACUGUAUUGCACUGUAGACAUUUUAAACCACAUUUUAUAAUGCUGUUGAAUUGAAUUGACUUCAUAUCUCACAUCCUUCACGUAUGUGAGGAGUAAAAAUCUUUAUGUUACAUCUCUGUCUGAAUGUGCAAUUUAUAGCAAUUUUUAAUAAACAGGAUAGUCAAUAUAACAUAGAAAUAUAGCUGCGUCAGCAUAAAUUAAGCAGUCUGAUGGAAGAAGCUGUCCCAGAGCCUGUCGGUCCUAGUUUUUAUGCUGUGGUACUGUUUCCGAACAGUAGCAGCUGGAACAGUUUGUAGUUGGGGUGACUUGAGUCCUGAAUGAUCCUUCGGGCUCUUUUUACACACUUGUUGCUGUAAAAAGCUGUCCUGGUGCAUGUAGGUACUAACAAUAAAGGAAGAAAGUGGGAUGAGGUCCUACAAGCUGGAACUUAGGGAGCUAGGAGAUAAAUUAAAGAGUAGGACCUCAAAGGUAAUCAUCUCAGGAUUAUUACCGGUGCCCCAUGCUAGCCAGAGUUGGAAUAGCAGGAUAGCUAGAAUGAAUAUGUAGCUUGAGCGGUGGUGCAGGAGGGAGGGUUUCAGAUUCUUGGGGCAUUGGAACCGCUUCUGGGGGAGGUGGGACCAGUACUGUCCGGUCUACAUCUGGGCAGGGCCGGGAUCAAUGUCCUAGGGAGAUUGUUUGCUAGUGCUGUUGGGGAGGCUUUAAACUAAUAUGGCGGGGGGAUGGGAACCGACACAGAGAAGAAGAGGGAAGUGAUGCAGAGACCAAAGCUAAAGUUAGUGAAGAAAAAAGUAAGAGUAGAGUGCAUAAAAGUAAAAAGCAAAAAUCGCAUAGGUCACUGGAUUCUAAAAGGACAAUGAGUAUAAGGGCACUUUAUCUAAAUGCCCAUAGUAUUAGAAACAAGGUUAGUGAACUUGUGGCACAGAUCAGUACUAAGGCAUAUGAUUUAGUGGCCAUUACAGAAACCUGGUUGCAGGGUGGAGAUGACUGGGCAUUAAAUAUCCAAGGGUAUCAGGUAAUACAGAAAGGUAGGCAGGAAGGCAGAGGAGGUGAGGUGGCCCUCUUGAUUAGAGAUGAGAUCAGGGUGAUUACGAGAGACGAUAUAAGAUCUACGGAGCAGAAUGUUGAGUCCAUCUGGGUAGAGAUUAAGAAUAGUAAAGGGAAAAAAUCACUGGUGGGAGUUGUCUAUAGGCCAACUAAUAAAAAUAUUGCCAUGGCAGAGGCGUUUAACCAAGAAAUAACUGAGAAGAACGGAACGGCAAUUGUCAUGGGGGAUUUUAACUUCCACAUAGAUUGGGUGAAUCGGGUUGGUCAGGGAAGUCUUGAGGAGGACUUUGUAGAAUGCAUCCAUGAUGGCUUUCUUGAGCAACAUGUUAGUGAACCUACAAGGGAAAAUACUAUCUUAGAUCUAGUCCUGUGCAAUGAGGCAGGUAAGAUUAACAAUCUUGUAGUCAAGAAUACUCUUGGAAAGAGUGAUCAUAGUAUGAUUGAAUUUUGCAUUCAGAUGGAGGAUGAAAUAGUUAGAUCUAAAACUAGUGUAUUAUGCUUGAACAAGGGAGACUACAACGGGAUGAGGGAGGAGUUGGCUAAUGUGGAUUGGGAGCACAGGCUAUUUGGUAGGACAGUGGAGGAACAGUGGAAUACUUGCAAAGAGAUUUUUCACGGUGCUCAGCAGAAGUAUAUUCCGGUCAAAAAUAAGGACAGUAAGUGUGGGGAGAGCUAGCCUUGGAUAACUAAGGAAAUAAAAGAUAAUAUCAAAUUAAAAGCUCGUGUGCAAAGUCGCAAAGACUAGUGGGAGACUGGAGGAUUGGGAGAACUUUAAAAAGCAACAGAGAACAACUAAACAGGAAAUAGGAAAGGGAAGAUAGAGUAUGAAAGUAAAUUAGCACAAAAUAUAAAAACAGAUAGCAAAAGUUUUUAUAAAUAUAUAAAGCAGAAGAGGGCGGCUAAGGUCAACGUAGGUCCCUUGGAAGACGAUAAGGGGAAAUUGGUAUUGGGUGAUAAGGAAAUGGCUGAGGCAUUGAACGACUAUUUUGUGUCAGUUUUCACGGUGGAGGACACAUCUAAUAUGCCAAAGACGAUGUUAUGGACGAAAUGGGAGGUGAGGACCUCGAUAAAAUCAGUGUCACUGAGGAGAUAGUGAUGAGCAAACUAGAAGGCCUGAAGGUGGACAAGUCCCCUGGUCCUGAUGGGAUAGUAGACGCGUUGGUAAUGAUUUAUCAAAACUCUCUGGACUCUGGGCAGGUCCUGGUGGAUAGGAAGACAGCAAAUGUCACACCACUUUUUGAAAAAGGAUGUAGGCAAAAAAUUGGCAACUAUAUGCCAGUUAGCUUAACAUCUGUAGUCAGGAAAAUGCUUGAAGCUGUCAUUAAGGAAGAAAUAGCGAAACGUUUAGAAAGGAGUGGUUCCAUUAGACAGACACAGCAUGGAUUUAGAAAGGGCAGGUCCUAUACUUACUGGAGUUCUUUGAAGACAUAAUGAGUGCAGUGGAUAGAGGGGAACAGGUGGAUGGGUGGAUGUCAUAUACUUGGAUUUCCAGAAGGUGUUCGAUAAGGUGCUGCACAAGAGACUUAUAAAUAAGAUAUGGAUGCAGGGAGUUGGAGGAAGUGUAUUGGCAUGGAUAGUGGAUUGGUUAACCAAUAGAAGGCAGAGAGUUGGUAUAAAUGGGUGUUCCUCCGGCUGGCAGUCAGUGGUGAGUGGGGUGUCGCAGGGGUUGGUGCUGGGCCCGCAGCUGUUUACCAUUUACAUUGAUGAUUUGGAAGAGGGACUGAGUAUAGUGUAGCAAAAUUUGCUGAUGACACUAAACUGAGUGGAAAAGCAAAUUGUACAGGGGAUGUGGAGAGUCUGCAGAGGGAUAUAGAUAGGUUAAGUGAGUGGGCCAAGGUCUGGCAGAUGGAAUACAACAUUGGUAAAUGCGAGAUCAUCCACUUUGGAAGCAAUAAUAGAAGGGCAGAUUAUUUUAUUUAAAUGGUGAAAGAUUGCAGCAUGCUGUUGUGCAGAGGGACUUGGGAGUGCUUGUUCAUGAAUUGCAAAAAGUUCGCUUGCAGGUAUAACAGGUUAUUAUGAAGGCAAAUGGAAUGUUGGCCUUCAUUGCUAGAGGGAUUGAAUUCAAGAGCAGGGAGGUCAUGCUGCAACUAUACAGGGUACUGGUGAGGCCGCACCUGGAGUACUGUGUGCAGUUCUGGUCUCCAUACUUGAGGAAGGAUAUGCUGGUUUUGGAGGCAGUGCAGAGGAGGUUCACCAGGUUGAUUCCAGAGAUGAAGGUGUUAACCUAUGAGGAGAGAUUGAGUCGCCUGGGACUAUACUCUCUGGAGUUCAGAAAAAUGAGAGGGGAUCUUACAGAAACAUACAAAAUUUUGAAAAGGAUAGAUAAGGUAGAAGUAAGAAAGUUGUUUCCAUUGGUAGGUGAGACUCAAACUUGGGGACAUUGCCUCAAGAUUCAGGGGAGAAGAUUUAGGACUGUUCUUUUUUUACUGUUCUUCCCAAAGAGUGGUGAAUCUGUGAAAUUCUCUGUGCAGGGAAGCAGUUGAGGCUUCCUCACUAAAUAUAUUUAAGAAACAGAUAGGUUUUUACAUAGUAAGGGAAUUAAGGGUUAUGGGGGAAAGGCAGGUAGAUGGAGCUGAGUUUACGGACAGAUCAGCCAUGAUCUUAUUGAAUGGUGGUGCAGGCUCGUUGAACUGGAUGGCCUACUCCUGCUCCUAUUUCUUAUGUUCUUGUAUUCUUAAAUGUCCUGUAUAGUGGGAAUUUCACAUCUACAGAUGCACUGGACUGACUGCACCACUCUCUGCAGAGCUCAGCCAUUGAGGGAAGUACAGUUCUCAUACCAAGCAGUGAUGCAGCCAGUCAGGAUGCUCUCAAUUGUGCCUCAGUAGAAAGUCCUUAGGAUUUAGGGACUCGUGCCCAACUUCUUCAACCGUCUGAGCUGAAAGAGGUGCUUGUACUUUUUUUUCACCACACAGUCGGUAUGUACAGACCAUGAGAUCCUCGGUGAUGUGUAGGCUGAGGAACUUAAAGCUGUUCACCCUCUCAACCCCAGAUCCAUUGAUGUCAAUAGGGGUUAGCCUGUCUCCGUUCCUCCUGUAAUCCACAGCCAGCUCUUUUGUUUUUGCGACAUUGAGGGAGAGCUUGUUUUCUUGACACCAUUGUGUCAGGGUGAUGACUUUUUCUCUGUAGGCUGCCUCAUUAGUAUUUGAGAUAAGGCCAAUCAAUGUAGUAUCAUCUGCAAAUUUUAUUAGCAGAUUGGAGCUGUGGGUGGCGACACAGUUAUGGGUGUACAGAGUAAAGGAGAGGGCCUAGGACACAGCCCUGAGGGACACCUGUGUUGAGGGACAGAGGUGAGGGAGCCCACUCUUACCACCUGCCAGUGAUCUGACACCAGGAUCCAGCUGCACACUGCAGGGUGAAGGUCGAGGUCUCUGAGCUUCUUGUCAAGCCUGGAGGGAAUUAAUGGUGUUGAAUGCUAAAAUGGCAGUCCAAGAACAGCAUUCUCACAUAAGCACCCUUCUCCAGAUGUGUAAGGACAGUGUGUAGAGCAGUGGCUAUUGCGUCAUCUGUCGAUCGGUUAUGUCGGUAGGUUUAUUGUAGUGGGUCCCGUGUGGGUGGUAGCAUGCAGCAGAUAUUUAUAUUGUAAGUACAUGCUGGUAUUUAUGUACAUUUGAUUCCAUAUGCAUAAUUUAAUCUCUAACUUUAUUUCUAUAUAAUAUAGAAAAUAUUUAAUAAUAGUAUGUAUAUAAAUUUGAUUCUUUAUUCUUUGUAAGCAUUGAAUAUUGUUUCUCAUUGCCCAUUGUGCCCUGAUGUCCACACCACAACGGAUUCCUAAUACAUGUAAAUGUAUUUGUAAUUGGCGAAUAAAGUUGAUCCUGGUCCUUGAUUUGUUUUGGCCCUCAACAGUGACCUUCAACCACAUUGAGAGUGGUGUCUCAUCAUGUUGUCAAAGUUAAUCACCAACUAUUGUCAAUGUAGUUGAUUGGCAUGGUUGAUUCUCGAAGCAAAUGCAGUAGCUAGCAUGAAGAGAGGCCAAAGCAACCCCAUAGCCCACUUGAGGUUCUGCUAGAGUGAAUAUUUGUGUUGGUAGGUCAGCACAAGUUCUGUAUAUUUGCUCUGAGUAUGUUGUGUGGGCCAAGAGCCCCAUCACACAGAAUAUGCAUUCACUCAGACAAUGAGUCCUGCUGAAGAUGACAGAGAUAUCAUCUAAAUUUUGACCUUGUUCAUUUGCAUUAGUGUAGCUAAUCCCUUUCCGAGACCAUUCACUAUCCAUCCUACGACCUAAGGUUUAGUUUCGCUGUCCUUUGUGCAGAUUUUGCAUCUAAGCUGUGAUCUGUUCUGGAGGUUGGUGGCCAGACAUGUGCUCUGGUAGGCCAUUACAUAGACCAUGUAUUUGCUUUGGUGGUCCAUGGCGUUGACUCAGGUGAUCUCUCACCUCAACUUUGCUGCCUUCUGUCUGGUAGCUGAUCUUACAGGCACUGGAUUUCCCCUGGUAUUCCAUUCCACCAAGCGUGCACGCAAUACUACAAUGGGCCAACAUGUCUAUACUGACUGCAUCACAGCCUGUUAAGGAAACACCAAUGCCUUUUUGAAUAGAAAACAUAGUUGAUACAACCCAGUCCAUCAUGGUUAAAGCCUUCCCCAUCAUUGAGCACAGCUACAGGGAACACUGUCACAGGAAAACAAGACCUCCACCGUCCAGGUUAUGCUCUCUUCUCGCUGCCGCUGUCAGGAGGAGGGUAUUGCAGCUUCAGGACCCACACCACCAGGUUCAGAAACAGUUAUUACCCAAUCAUCUGGCUAUUGAAUCGGGGGGAUAACUUCACUUGGCCCAUUAUUGAACUGUUCCUCAUAACCUAUGGACUCACUUUCAAGGACUCCUCAUCUUAUGUUCUUGAUAUUUAUUUAUUAUUAUUUUAUUUAUUUUUUUAAUUUUGUAUUUACAGUGUUGUCUUUUGCACAUUGGUUAUUGUCCAUCCGAUUGGAUAGGUCUUACAUUGAUUCUAUUGUGUUUCUUGUAUUUACUGUGAUUGCCAACAAGGAAGUGAAUCUCAGGUUUGUAUAUGGUGAGAUAUAUGUAGUUUGAUAAUAAAUUUACUUUGAACUUUUGAACUUUGGUGGCUGUCACACUGGUUAAUCAUUCAUCCUGGUGAUCUAUAUCACAGACGUAGCAUUAACUCCAUCAGGUCUUUGCUUUGGCAGUCUUCUACGCUGCCUCAGUCGUCACUCUGAGAUUUCAAGAUAGAGACUAUACACGUGUUCUGUAGUACAUUGCACCCGUUAUGCGAUCUGUCUGCGCAGUCGGUGUGUUUGUCUUGGCUGCCAGUAGUGGAGCAGCCAAUUUGAUCAGAUGGCCUUUGGAUGGACUGUGUGUAUAUUCUGACAAUCAAUUUUACUUUAAAAAAAACACAAGAAGCUGCAGAUGGUGGGGUCCAGAGCGACAAAUGAUCUGCUGGAGGAACUCUGGCAGAAAUGUAGAUGGAAAUGGACAGCCGACAUCAGAAUCAGAAUCAUUGAUAUAUAUAUAUAGUGAAAUUUGUGUUUUUUGGCAGUACAGUGCAAGGCAUAAACGUCACUAUUAAUUACAAGUAAAUAGUUAGAUAGACAGAUACACAAACAAUAAAGAGUAAAAAAGAGGUAUGGCAAGGUUCGUGGACCAUUCAGAAAUCUGAUGGCAAAGGGGAAGAAGCCAUGGGCCUUUAGGCUCAGUUACCUCCUCUCUGAUGGUAGUAAUGAGAAGAGGGCAUGUCCCAGAUUGUGGGGGUCCUUAAUGCACUGCUUUUUGAAGAUGCCCUUGAUGGUGUGGAGGCUUAUACCCAUGAAGCAGCUGGCUGACUUUACAACUCUGCACAAUCCUGGGCAUUGGAGCCUCCAAACUAGGUGGAGAUACAACCAGUCAGAGUGCUCUCCAUGGUACAUCCAUGCAAACAUCCUGAAGUCUGGUGACCUUUCAUCUGGACUCAGUAGUGUGAAAGCUUUGUCCACUUUGAUAGUCCAUUGUCCAAGAACUGAUUGUGGACCUCAGGAAGGAUAAGGCAAGGGAACAUGAAUCAAUCAUAGGAGGAUCAGAAGUGGUGUGAGUGAGCAAUUGCAAGUUCCUGGGUGUCACGAUCUCUAACCUGGUCCCAACAUGCCAAUGCAAAGAAGGCAAGGUAGCGGCUAUAUUUCAUUUGGAGUUUGAAGAGAUUUGGUUUGUCACCUAAAACACUCAAAAACUUCUACAAAUGUACCGUGGAGAGCAUUCUGACAGGCUGCACCACUGUCUGGUGAAGUGGGGUGGGGGCUAUUGCACAGGACUGAAAGAGGCUACAAGAAAGUUGUAAAAUGAGUCAUCUCCUCUAUACUAGCCUCUAUAGUAUCCAAGACAUCAUCAAGGAGACAUGCCCCAGAAAAGCCGCGUCCAUUAUUAAGGACCCCCAUCAUCCAGGACCUGCUUUAUUCUCAUUGUUACCGUCAGGAAGAAGGCACGCACUCAGUGAUUCAGGAGUAGCUUCUUCCCAUCUGCCAUCCAAUUCUGAAAUGGAUGUUGAACCCAUCGAUGAACACUACCUCACUUGUAAAAAAAUAUUUUUUCUGUUUUGUGCUUUUUAAAACUAUUUAAUAUACUUAUAUAUAAUUACUGUAAUUGAUUUACAGUACUUUUCUCCCCUUCUAUAUUAUCAUGAAUUGCAUUGUACUGCUGCUGCUAAAUUAACAAAUUCCACAACAUGUGCCGGUGACAAUAAAUCUGAUUCUGAUUCUGAUUCAUUGCACAGACUGUGUCUUUGUUCUGCUGGCUCAUCAUGAGACUAAGCAUUCAGUCUAAUACUCCAAGCUCAGGCUAAGCUUUCACCACAGUGCUUCAUCAUUCCAUGUCCACUUUGCAUUCCAAUGGACCAUUGUGAAUUUGAGAGUUUUUUUCUGAAUCACUAAGGAAACUAUUUGGAAAAGGACAACCUGGAAGAAGUUGAAAGUCUUAGAUACAAUAAUGUUACAUCCUUUUUAACUGAAGCCAAAGCAAUCCUCCACCCAUUACUGAACCUCAUUAAGACUCAACCUGAAAUUCAAGCACUUUAGUUUCCUUUAUAAAGAAAGGCUCACUUAAAUUUCAUUUGCUGAUCCUGGAAAUUGUUUGUUGCUUUCUUUCACAUUGUAGCAGCAAGAGCACUAAACAAU